CCACCUCUAAUUUACAAAUCCAAUACCAUCACAAUAAUCGAAAAACAGCAAAAUUCUGUUGGUAAACAUACGCAAAACAAGGCCUGGCAAUUAAUGCGCCAGCAUGCAACCAGUUGCCUGCAGAGCUAUAAAUAUAUUGAGUCUGGCCAGCGCGUUUUCAAUAAAUGCGCGUCAGAUUAGCGCCGAUUAGACACACUAGAGCACUUGAAGCGCGCUGCUGUUGAGUCAUCAGUAAAAUAGCCAAAAAAAAAAAAACAGAACGAGAGCAGCAACCUUGGGACCGACCAUUAGCACCACCGUCAGAGAGCCACAGGUGAGAGGCAAGUCUCCUGUCCGGAUGGCGUAAGCAGAUCCAAGGAACCACCCCAUCAUCGCACAUCGCAAUCAUCGGCAGUAGCAGCAGACAAUACGUUACGCGUCGUUGACUAAGAGCAAACACACACACACCUUGCCGACGCCCACGCAAUCUCUCUUUGGCUGCUUCAGCAAUGGAGGACUAUAAGUUCCUGUUCAAAAUCGUCCUAGUGGGUAACGCUGGCGUCGGGAAGACCUGUCUGGUGCGGCGCUUCACCCAGGGACUGUUUCCACCCGGCCAGGGCGCAACCAUCGGUGUGGACUUUAUGAUCAAAACCGUGGAGGUGGAGGGCGAGAAGAUAAAGCUACAGAUCUGGGACACGGCCGGACAGGAACGGUUCCGCUCGAUCACUCAGAGCUACUACCGCUCAGCUCAUGCACUGAUACUGGUUUACGACAUCAGCUGCCAGCCCACGUUCGACUGCCUGCCGGAUUGGCUGCGCGAGAUCCAGGAAUAUGCCAACUCCAAGGUGCUCAAGAUACUCGUCGGCAACAAGACGGACCGUGAUGACCGCGAGAUACCCACCCAGAUUGGCGAGGAGUUCGCAAAGCAACAUGACAUGUACUUCCUGGAGACUUCCGCCAAGGAGGCGGAGAACGUGGAGCGGUUGUUCUACGAAAUCGCCGCUGAGCUAAUUGGCCAGGCGCGGAGCAAGGAUGGCAGCAGUGCUGCUGCUGCAGCGGCCGCUCAGCGGCAGUCGGAGGGUAGCUCCAUUGGCCUGGGGAACUUCAGUGCCAAAGCAGCCCAGAGCAAUUGCUGCGGUGGACUCGCCGGCGGCGGAGGUGGUAGCAAUGGCUCAAAUGCUAGUCAUACGGGCUGAGGUGGAUGCCAAACCAGAAACUGAGCAGCUAAUUUAUACCUAGUUAAAGCUUAGUCGUGAUAUUUCAUUGAUCUUUUGAGAGUCCAUUGCAAUUAUUUCAUUUUUUUUUUUUACGACUAACAAGCUCCCAUAUUCUAAGGAUUUUAUUCCAAUGGCUUUACGACUUUCGUGCGGGAAAAUCUAACAUCACAGUUCCCCAUAACUAGACUCAACGAAUACUACAAUUUUAUUGAUUCCGGUUCGGAAACAGAGCUGAUAGUUUAAGGUCUACGUAUCAAUUGAACUCUUCGAUUUCUGAAUAUCACGAUGAAGAUCCACUCCAAAAACUAGCUGUCAAUGACUAUAUGGAUGCUAAAUACUUGUGUUACAUAAACUCCAUUGGAUGUGUAGUCUCCAUGCGCCUGAUUUUUUUGAUUAAGUAUUAUAUAAACGUAUUGAUUUCGAUUACCAAGUGAGCAUCACAGCUAAUGCUUUGGAUGAAUUUAUUACAUCAAUAAUUAAUGCACACACAGUUCUGUUUAGUUGUAAUUGUCUUUUCCUAAGGAGUAUUGUACAUUUUAUACAUUUUUUUCUGUGUAUACAACAUAUAAAAUCGGCAAUAAGCGUAUUUAUUUUGCAAUUA
This is a messenger RNA of Drosophila serrata, 1797 nucleotides long. RefSeq names its product RAS oncogene family member Rab30 (gene Rab30). Gene Ontology annotation, biological process: Rab protein signal transduction. The record is from RefSeq and is a predicted model, not a curated record. NCBI's taxonomy places the organism in Eukaryota, Metazoa, Arthropoda, Insecta, Diptera, Drosophilidae. Gene Ontology annotation, molecular function: GTPase activity; GTP binding.